Molecule: messenger RNA, 2317 nt
Organism: Lottia gigantea (owl limpet)
Lineage: Eukaryota; Metazoa; Mollusca; Gastropoda; Lottiidae
Exons: 4
Coding region: 114-1730 (538 amino acids)
Biological process (GO): mitochondrial protein catabolic process; mitophagy by internal vacuole formation
Cellular component (GO): mitochondrial outer membrane
Source: RefSeq, a predicted model, not a curated record
UAUCAAUCUUACAAAAUGAGAAUCCAGCAAUUCUCCAACAAGAGAAGAAAGAGAAAGUAAAAAUUUGGCAGACUGUACAUUGGGCUGAUUCUUUCCCUGAAGAAUUUCUUACUAUGGAUUCGAACGACAUAACACCACAAUUUGCUCUGACUAAAAUCAACUCCUUGUUGGAGAGCAGACGUUAUGAGGAAUGUAACAAAUUCAUAGCUAGAUUGAAUAACUUUACAGUCAAAUCUAUUCUGACUGAUUUACCUAUUUCCCAAUUACAUCUCACUAUUCCAAAUAGUCUUUCUGUCCUUGAUUGUAUUUAUAAUAAGGUAUAUGGGACAUCUACUUCCAACUUCCCCAUACAGUAUCUAAGAACAGAUGAAUUGUUGAAAAAUAUGGUCAUUUUAUUUUCCCAACCGACGAAUUCCAAUAACCGUGAUAAAAAUUGUAAUCUGUUUUAUCCAUAUUGUCGCAAUAUUCUGCGAAUUGUAGCCUCAGUUGAGCCAGAAUUUCUUCAAAUGGUAAAAGAGCGGAGAAAUCUUUUGAGUCAGAGCCUGAAGUUUCUGGGACAACACGGAAUGGUAAAAUCAGGGAUUAAAACUACUGGUAUUAAAAUGAUAAGUUUACAUGAUGCUUUAAAGAUUGAAUUUGAUCGGGUAAUAUCAUUAUAUAAAAGUGCAUUACAUAAAUUAGAGGAAUUUAGUUUGUCCGGUAAGAAUCCAAGUGAAAGCAGUGUUAAUACUGGGCCGGCACCGAGUGAAGCCAGCCAUCAGAGACUUUUACAAGUUACUAGAGAUGACGUACAAGAUCGUUUGAUCAAAAAUAAAACUAUCUAUAAUGUUGUUGAACGUGUUUUUACUGGCCAAGCUGUGGACAACUUAAUUGAUAUAUUAGAAAAAAGAAUUGAAUACGACAAACAGAUUUUGUUUCAAGAAAGUGAAUUACGCAAGUUAUAUGGUUUUGAUAAGAGUAAUUAUGUUUCACUGACUAUAAGACAGUAUUUACAUGGUUAUAAUGUCUUGGUACAGUUAAUUCAAGAAGGUUGUGGACUAGAGACAACCACUAGUGUAGAUGAUGAUGGUACUGAUAGUGACAAUUUAAGUUUAGGUAGUAAAAGACCAACUGAGUUGAUAAGAUUGUAUGGUAACUUAUACACAGAUGGUAGAUUAGAUGCUCUUGAUGCUUUAGAUGAUUUAAAAGAUUUAGAAGAACUGAGCAUCUUAAAGACCAAAAUAUUAUUUUCAAUUAUAGUGGUCUUUUUUUUUCAUUUAAUUUUUCAGCUAACAUUUCGGUCAACAGAAGAACUAUUAGAAACAACUAAAAGUAAACUACGAGAGUUAUUAAAUAUUCCAAACGAUGUAACAGAGAGUGAUAAACUGAGUUUAGAUAUACAGAAACAUUUAGAUCAUUAUUUACAACAGACUUUUGAUAGAUUUGAAUUAGAUUCACAUGUCAAGAAUGUUUGUGAACAGAUUUAUGAAACACUAUUUGAUUAUCCCUGUUUAAAACAAUGUGAAGGCUUGGUACAGUUUGUAGAAGAAUGUUUACAAAUAUCACUUGGUUUGGUCGCUCAGAAUCCCUCCUAUAUUAUAUGUUAUACAGAUACAGUAUUUCAGAGAGAUAGACAUAUUCGAUUCCAUACCUCUGAUCCUGGUACAGAUAAAAUUAAAAACUUUAUAUGGCCAUGUCUACUGGAAGGAGAAGAGGGAAUUUGUGUGUCAAAAGGUUUUGUGAUCACCUGAUCGCUAUGCCUUAAUGACUUUUCCCCAUGACUACCAAUAUGAUCCAAUCUCACUAACAAUACUAAUAUUAAAAAGGUUUCGUCGUGUCGUUUCUGUAUUUCUGAUGGAGAUAAUGUAGGUUACUUUACUGUCAAUUGUUAAUCAUAUUCGUGUUUGUGCAAUCGUUCACUUCACUGAUUUGAAACGGUUGGAAAUAAUCCACACAGAGCAUUACAUUUUUUUAUAAACCAAUGGCGAUGUUAGAAACGUCGAAACGUAAGGUAUAAUUAUUAAGCUAUGGAAUAUGCAAUUUAUAUUCUAUUAUAUGAUGAUGUCCCAUACAGAAACCCUAACCAAAAUUCGGCUUUCUUGUAUUUCCUACACAGACUCCGAGCACUGUUAAAUCUUGAUCUGAAGUUUUUUUGACUUGACAUUUUGGUAGUGUGUUAAAUAGCACAGAUAGGCUAAUUUUACUUCAUACCAUUAAAUUUCUGAACACAUAUUUACAUAUUAAUUUCAAUGUACAUUGUUUUGCCAGCCAAGAGAUUAUAUUUUGUAAUUCUUUCACUUUCAUAUUUUUGCUAUUAAACGUUGCAUCACAUUUUUCA